AUGCGCGGAGGCCCCGCCCGGCCGGAAUCCACCCGGGAUUCACCCGGGAUUCACCCGGGAUUUGGGCCAGGAGCGGGAAAACGGCCCCGCCCAGCUGCGUCACCGUGCCCACAACAGCCACGUGCAGAAGCCAUGAACUCCAGAAAAUUCCCCUCAGAAGCACGGAGAGCUUUCCCUGCUGCCAAGUCCCCCAGCCAGCAGCCAUCCCACAUCCUGGUGGUGGAUGCCACCUGCCCUGGCUGGGCCAGCACCUGCUCCGCGCUGGCCGAGGCUCUGGAGAACGUCCUGUGCCUGGCCUGCGGCCUGGCAGGGCCCUGCAGGGUGCCCCUGCUCAGCCUCUACGUGCUGCAGCCCCAGCAGGAGUGUCUGCUGCCCUUCACGCAAGUGAAAGAAAACUUUGCCCGAGUUCAAGCCUGCAUUUCAGAGCUCCGCUCGCUGCCAGCUGAAGGCUGCUUCCCCCAGGGGGUGAAUGGAGUGCUGCAGGCUGUGCAGGAUGGAUUGCAGCAGUUCAAGCAGUACAGCAGGCACACAGCAGCAGGAGGCUCCACAAAUAGUUCUGUUGAGAUCACAAUUCUGACCAGCCAGCCCAGCAGAGACCUGGUAAAGCAGCUGGAAAAGAAGUUACAAGACAUAGACCUGGUGAGCCUGAGAAGAAUACAGGUCAUUGAGGUGGUGAAGAGAGAUUUCCUGCAGCCUGAGGAUGUGGAGCAGUGUGUGCCAGCAGAGGAGCCCAGCAGUGAUAUGGCAAUCCUGGGAAUGGACAUCGAGGUGCAAACUGUAGAGGACAAUGUCAUCAGCCUGGAGAUGCUGUUCAAAACCUGGCUCCAUGACCAUGGCACAGAGAGGGAACAGCUCCAUCUCCUCCUUCCCUCAGGAGGUUUUGGCCACGCUGCUGCACCCAAGAACACCUUAAUGUGCCUGAAGUGUGAUUUGCAGGAGAGGCUGCUGGACCCAGCCCUGCUUUUGGGGACAUCUGAUGGCCCUGGGAGAGCAGCAGAUGCCAGCUCUCCCUGGCAUGUGACAGCCUGGCCCUCCCCAGCUCUGCACAAACUCCGGGUGCUCAAGGCUCUGAAGUCUGAAGGGGUCUGUGAGUCUGUGCUCUAUGGGCUGCCCUUCAUCAUCAAGCCCACAAGCUGUUGGCAGCUGGACUGGGAUGAACUGGAGACAAACCAGCACAGCUUCCAUGCUUUGUGUCACAGCCUCCUGAAAAGGAAGUGGAUGCUCUUGGCCAGGCAGGAGCCCCAGAACACGGGACCAAACUGGAACGUGGUGGUGCACCCCUAUUAUGUCAUUGUCCCCUCUGACUCUGCCACUCUCCUGGUGAAAGCAGUGGCCAUCAGAGAGCUCCUGCUGCCAUCAGCCUUCCCAGCCCUCCUGGCUGAGCACCCCGAGCGAGUCAGGGGCCCCAUCGAGAGCGCCCUGAACAACUUGGAAGUGGAAGUUGCUUACAACCCCUUGCACCUGAAGAGCAACCUGUACAAAUACCUGAAGAGCUCCUUGUACAAACCUCCCCAGCGGCAGCAGCCCCAGCCCCGGGAGCAGCGCCCGGAGCGCCACCAGCCCAGGCAGCCUCAGAGCAGAGCCAAAGCUGCAGUGGCUCCCCUGCUGAUGGCUCCCUCUCCACUUCAGACAUUCAGACCAGCAGCAGCAGCAGCCAGGAGAGGCUCCUGUGAGGGCUCCCUGCUGCCCAAGGAGUAUGAGGAGUUCCUGCAGUGA
Melospiza georgiana is the source of this 1716-nucleotide messenger RNA. It is a transcript of the gene M1AP, whose product is annotated as meiosis 1 associated protein. Gene Ontology annotation, biological process: male meiosis chromosome separation; meiosis I; spermatogenesis. Bases 1 to 1716 code for a protein of 571 amino acids. The transcript has 10 exons. NCBI's taxonomy places the organism in Eukaryota, Metazoa, Chordata, Aves, Passeriformes, Passerellidae. The record is from RefSeq and is a predicted model, not a curated record.